AUGUCCAUGGAGGAAAUCAAAUCAUUAGUUCCAUUUGAGGGCCAAGUUCAGUGCCCAUCUCCGGAAGAUGAUCUUCUUUGGUUGUUGGAUUACUUCAGUUCGAAUCCUGAUAUCGACCAACUACUGCAACUACAACAAGUCGAACCCAACUCUGUGUCAAUUGCUGAAUCAACAAAUGAGAGUGCAGGACCUUUGGAUCCAUUAGAUGGUGAAUUAGUAUGGGGGAAUCCUGAUUACCCAGGUAUUGCGGGUGACAACAGUGAUCUUCUUGUGGAUCCUAUGGACUUCAACCUGGAACCAAUUAAACCAGAGGACAAACUUUCUGAAUUCUUGGGGACUGGUUAUGAGAAUACAAUUCCCGUUUCAAUACGGCCUCAGCCUUGGGUUCCACUCAGUUGCAGUUGUUGUCAAGUGAUUAGAGACAUCCGCCACACAAAUGGCACUGAAGCUACCAGGCUUGAGAUUCAUGGCAGAGUUGGUGUAAUUUGCCAUGCUAUUCUAGAGAUCCAAGAUGGGGUUGCACCAAACACACAGUAUCAUAUGACUGAGUGA
Molecule: messenger RNA, 552 nt
Organism: Nelumbo nucifera (sacred lotus)
Lineage: Eukaryota; Viridiplantae; Streptophyta; Magnoliopsida; Proteales; Nelumbonaceae
Molecular function (GO): DNA-binding transcription factor activity
Source: RefSeq, a predicted model, not a curated record